AUGUUAUACAUCACAGUAUUUUAUCUAUCUACCUAUCUCAGUUUAUGUGUCCAUACAUAUCUAUCUAUCUAUCUAUCUUUAUAUACCAUUUAUUUUAUCUAUCUAUCUAUCUAUCUAUCUAUCUAUCUAUCUAUCUAUCUAUCUAUCUAUCUAUCUAUCUAUCUAAGUGUUGUGACCUUACCACAGCAUGCUUUCUUGUUUGUUUGUUUGUUUCUUUCUUUCUUUGUUUGUUUCUUUCUUUCUUUGUUUAUUUGUUUCUUUCUUUGUUUAUUUGUUUAUUAUCGUUUUCGCAUUGCUCUCUUUCUCUAUUUGACCUUUUGUCUUUCUGACUCUUUUUCCAUUUGUCUCUGUCUGUUACUUUGCAGGACCUCUCUCUCUGCCUCUGACUCUCUUUUUAUCUCUUUCUCUCUCUUCUUGGCAUUCAUAAUCUGUCUGCUUCUCUCUCUUUGUUUCUCUCUCUCUCUCCAUUUUUCUUUCUUUCUUUUUGGCAUUCAUAACCUGUCCGCUUUUCUCUCUCUUUCUCUUCUCAUUUUAAAAAAAAAACUUACUCUUCUCUCCUUCGCCGGCUUCCAACAUCCUUCUCACCCUCUUUCUCUCACACAAAAAAUAUUUCUCUCAUCUUUUUUUUCUUUUCUCUCUCUUUUCUCUCUCUUUCUCUUUUCUUUCUGUCUCUCUUUCUCUCUCUUUCUUUCUCUCUCUUUGUUCUCUUUAUCUCUUUUUCUUCUUCCCUCUUUCUUUAAAUAA
This is a messenger RNA of Acanthosepion pharaonis, 744 nucleotides long. The record is from the annotation of a GenBank genome assembly. NCBI's taxonomy places the organism in Eukaryota, Metazoa, Mollusca, Cephalopoda, Sepiida, Sepiidae.